Messenger RNA from Nasonia vitripennis (jewel wasp), 2331 nucleotides. RefSeq lists its product as uncharacterized. The record is from RefSeq and is a predicted model, not a curated record. Bases 163 to 1026 code for a protein of 287 amino acids. NCBI's taxonomy places the organism in Eukaryota, Metazoa, Arthropoda, Insecta, Hymenoptera, Pteromalidae. The transcript has 3 exons.
AGGCGCCUCAGAAGCGUCGCUCACUCCGCUCGCUCACGCAUAUUGUGGAUAAAGGGCCUCCUCCGCGCGCGCCACGCAGGCUGAGAGAAGAGUGAGGAAGAAGAGAUUGCACGAGAGGGUUUUCCAGUCAGGAGCACUUGACUUUUCACUGCCUGCGUAAAAAUGAAGGCCAUAAUCGCACUUGUCGUCGCGUGCCUGGUGGGCGUAGCCCUGUCCAGCCCAGUGGAAAAGCUGGACAAGAUCAGCGUCGUCGAGCAGCAGUCGGUGACGACGUUGACCGAUCGUACCAAAUACGAGGAGGACGUUCUCCGCAAGUUGAACCUCAAGUGCUCGCAGAACGACCUGUCGAGCUGCGUCUUCCUCAAGCUGGUCACUUACAUGAACAAGUUGCUGAAGAAGGCCUCGUUUGAGUUGACCGACGACAUUGAGAUCCGCAAGACCAGCCAGGCGACGGAGGAGGUCGUGAGCUUCCAGUCGUCCGGACGCGCAGCUGGACAGGACGAGGAGUCCGAGGUCUUCGACCUCAUCGCCAGCAAGGUCUACGCCUUCGUCAAGUCGCGCAGCAUCAAGUGGAGGUUCCUCCCCGAGGACGACGUCGUCGUCUCGGCCAAAGAGGACGACACUGGUGCCCUCAACCUGGGACUCUCCAUCGAGCGCUCCGAGAACGCCGUUCAGGAUGGUCGUGGCAAGAAGAACAACAUGGGCCCACUGCUCGCCGCAGCCGUUCUCAAGAUCGGUCUGAUCGGUGGUCUCGCCUUCAAGGGGCUGGCCCUCCUCGUCGGCAAGGCCCUUCUGCUCUCGAAGAUCGCCCUCCUGCUGGCCGGUAUCAUCGGCCUGAAGAAGCUCUUCUCGCACCAGAAGCACGUGACGUACGAGGUGGUGGCCCACCCGCACCACAGCGCUAGCCACACCAUCGAGAGCCACGGCCACGGCGGCGACUACUCCGGAGGCUGGGCCAGGAACUUCCACGAGCGCCAGACCGAGGCUGCCCAGCAGAUGGCCUACUCCGCUCACAAGCCCCAGUGAGGCGUCUCCGGCCGGGAUACCGAGCGACGGAAGGGACUCUGCGUGCGCUCGGGGUCGAUUAUUUGUUUCACAGAGACUCCGGGAGCUGAAAAUUCGCGGCACGGACCGCGACGGGAACCUAACUUAUGUCGAUCCUUAUCCACUAGCCCUUAAGUUAUAGAGACCCCCUCUACUCUCUUCCGAGCCCCUAUAACGUGUAUUUAAGCUCAUCAUCAUCGUCAUCGGUACAUAUCGUUGUACAUCACGCAUUUACGACUCUGACCGUGACGUUGACUGCACCGUGACAUUGUCUCGACUCUGCCGAAAAAAAGCAACGAAACACAAAGACGAGAUCGACGCACGACGACGAGACGGCUCUUACACGCACGCACAAUCUCUAUACUCUGUAGUACUCGAAUCGACUAUAUACGGACGUGGUGGUACCAAUAUUACCUUCGCUGCGGCUUUGCGCUGGGCAGCUCUCAGUCAAUCUUGCUUCGAGCGAGGCGACGCGCUGUCCCAGAUCGCAGGCCGGCGCGCGAUUUCCUUGCCCAUAUACGUAUGUGUUCAACGCGGUGUACAUGUAUAUAUUAACCUACACGCGCGGCGCAGCAGCACAUGCAAAACGCUCUAAUUUAUCGCCGAGAGGCAGUGGCGGCCGCUCGUCAUCGCCAGCGUCGCGGGACGGAAGGACUCCGAUGCAGCGUUUAACGGUUAACGGAUAUCUACGGACGGACGGACGGACGGACUGGGUAGAUCUGCGCGCGCACGGAGAGGAAGGCACGCGCUCGACAUACUUUCGCGAGCGCGGGAAAUAAAGCCGAUCGAGAGAUGGAGCGAGGGAACUGGUCCGAUAUCAAGGUCACGCACUGGACCGGAAGCUCGCUCCCCUCGGCUUCUUCCUCUUCUCUCGGCGUCGGGAGACUUGCGGCGAGUUUUGCAUCGGACUGUGUGCUGAGACUGAGACCAAUGACGUUACUUACUCUACUAUGUACUGCUACUUACUUCUACGACUGCUUCAUGGACUGUAGGACAAUUCUAUCGACGCGUUUUCUUCCUAUCUAUCAUCGUUCUCUCAUCACCGACUCUUCCCCCUCCCCCUCGACUGUGUAACUCUUCUCUCUUACCGAUUUCCCCCUACCGAUCAUCUUUUUAUAUGUUAGCGCGGCUCGUUCACUCUGUUUUCUGUCCUCUAUUUUAUCAUCGUACGAUUAACUUAUUUAUCUCUCUUCGAUGAGGGCGAUCGAUUGUAUCAUAACGUGUUACUGUUGUCUAAUGUGAGAAUAAAAUAUUUAUUGUUUUGUAUAAAAAAUCAAUGAAAAUGUC